Messenger RNA from Armigeres subalbatus, 825 nucleotides. RefSeq lists its product as uncharacterized. Bases 1 to 825 code for a protein of 274 amino acids. NCBI's taxonomy places the organism in Eukaryota, Metazoa, Arthropoda, Insecta, Diptera, Culicidae. The record is from RefSeq and is a predicted model, not a curated record. The transcript has 2 exons.
AUGUCGGUUCCUCGAUUGGAGUUGCAAGCCGCAGUUAUCGGAGUUCGCCUGAUGAAAUCGAUUCAGGAGAACCACACUCUGCCGUUUGUCCGGCGUGUGUUCUGGAGCGAUUCAAAAACAGUUCAAUCGUGGCUUCACUCAGACCAGCGGAAGUACCAGCAGUUCGUGGCCUACCGAGUUAGCGAAAUAUUGAACGAGACGAAGCCGGAUGAAUGGAGGUGGGUUCCAACGCGACUCAAUGUGGCGGAUGAAGCCACGAAGUGGGGUAAAGGCCCAAGUUUUCAAGCCGAUAGUCGAUGGUUCAUAGGUCCUGAAUUCCUCUAUGAAGCUGAAUCUGGUUGGCCGAAACAGGAGUUUUGUCCACCGGACACCUUGGAAGAAAUGCGAUCUGUGCACGCUCACCAUCGGGCGAAUGCGGAGUAUCUUAUCGAUUACCAGCGAUUCUCGAAAUUUCAACGACUUCUUCGGACGAUAGCCUACAUUCUUCGCUUCAUUAAUCGUUGUCGCAAAAAAUCUUCUCUCGAAAUAACCAGUGCUGACAUACUCUCUAGAGAAGAAUUUGUGAAAGCUGAAGUCGUGUUAUGGAAGUUGGUACAGUCUGAACAGUACCCUGAGGAGAUUGCGAUAAUUCGCAAAAACAAGCAAUGUCCACCGGAAGAUGCCAAACGUUUGGCAAGAAGUAGCUCCUUGCGUAAGCUUACAUCCUUCCUAAACGACAUUAUGUCACCGAGUUGCUUAUUGAACACUACCAUCAACGGUACGCCCAUGGCUAUGGAGAAACGGUGGCUAAUGAACUACGUCAAAGUUACCACAUUCCCAACUUAA